AAAUUAUAAUUAAAAAAUAAUUAAAUUAAUAAAUAUAAUCUUCAAAGAGAUAAAGAAAUGAACAAAAUUUACAUUUUCUUAGCUGCAUUGCUUGUUUUGUCAUCUUAUGCUGAUGACAGAGUUGUAGUUGAUUUGUAUUACGAAUCUUUAUGUCCUGGAUGCCAAAACUUUAUCGAAACAGAGUUGACUCCUGCUAUCCACGUUGAAGGUUUUGAAACCAUCGCUAACAUUAGAUUGUUCCCUUAUGGUAAUGCUAAGACUAGUUCUACUAAAUAAGUAACUUGUCAACAUGGUACAAACGAAUGUUAUGGUAAUAUCUUAGAAGCUUGUGCUAUUGCUCACAUUGAAUCAGCUAAGAGCCUUGAAUUUAUUACUUGCGUCGAAAAUGCUAUUGAAGCUAAUAACGAAAACUUCGAUAAAGUUUCUUAACUUUGUUACAAGAAUAUGAACAUCCCUGCUGCCGACCAAGCCAACGUCUAAGCUUGUUAAACUGGAAAUGAAGGUAAGUAAUUACUUUUGAAUGCAGGUUAAGCUACUGAUGCUCUUAAUCCCGCUCAUAAAUACGUACCAUGGAUUGUUGUUAAUGGUUAACACACUGACGAUAUCUAAUAAUAAGCCCAAUACGAUUUAGUCGGAUAUGUUUGCUCUCUUUACACUGGUCCUAACUAAAUUGCAGCUUGCAAGAGUUACUCAAGAUAAUUCUUCAAGAUGUUUGAAUUCAAAUUAAUUGAUAAAUGCUACAAGUAUUGA
Tetrahymena thermophila SB210 is the source of this 750-nucleotide messenger RNA. RefSeq names its product gamma-interferon-inducible lysosomal thiol reductase. The record is from RefSeq and is a predicted model, not a curated record. Gene Ontology annotation, molecular function: oxidoreductase activity, acting on a sulfur group of donors, disulfide as acceptor. Lineage: Eukaryota; Ciliophora; Oligohymenophorea; Hymenostomatida; Tetrahymenidae. The transcript has a single exon.